Molecule: messenger RNA, 276 nt
Organism: Scheffersomyces coipomensis
Lineage: Eukaryota; Fungi; Ascomycota; Pichiomycetes; Serinales; Debaryomycetaceae
Exons: 2
Coding region: 1-276 (91 amino acids)
Source: RefSeq, a predicted model, not a curated record
AUGCCAUUGGAUUUCACUAUCACCACCAGUUCAGACUCCAUAUCGAAGGAAUCGCCUAUAAUAUUGAAUGAUCUUGUUGAAUUGUUAACUAAUCAUUUAGAACCAUUGGAUGUGGAUACUAUCGAUACCAAUCAAUUAAACACCUUCAUAUUAAAACAAUGUCAAUUGAAAUCAUCAAAGUAUAAAUUCUUAGUACAAUCAACCAAAUUAUCAAGUCCUAAUACGGUGGAUUCAGAUUUAGAUAUUUCAUCUACAUUUGGGGCAUUUAAAACUUGA